AUGGCGACGACACGCCGAGCGAUCGGACGCGGGGUGAUGACGAGUGCGAUCGCGUGGACGGUUGGACCGAGCGCGCGCGCGAUCGGGGCGGAGAUGACGUCGGAAGAGUGGAUGAAGCGCGCGGGCGAGACGUUCGGCGACGUGAAGCUCGAGCCGUACGUGGACGUCGAGAACGGCUACGCGCUGCUCGUGCCGGAGGGAUGGGUGAAGGAUCUUCCGAACGGGAUUAGUGAGAUUGAGUUUCAUCCAUUGAGCGAGUACGGGGGGCGGCGAUUCAAGGUGCAGGUGCGACCGUACGGGAGGACGAGGUCGAAUCGAGUGGACGAGCUCGAGGACGCGGAGUACGCGAGCCCGAGGGCGUACGCGGAGAGCGUGGCGCGAAAGUACGCGCCGCUAGAGGGUGAGGGGAGCACUAAUCGCGGACAGGCGGUGAGCAAGGUGCUGAGCUCGAGGAUGAGCGACGAUGGGCGAUUUUAUUUCUUCGAGUACUCCACCGAGUCGAUGCUGCCGUUGCACUUUUGGGGCGUCAUCGCGCUGGGUCCGGGGCCAGUGGGAAGCGCUCGUAAGCUCGGUAGGAAAGAUUUGAUCGCGCUCACGUGCCAGAUGCCGGAAGAUAAGGGACCGGAGGCGGCGGCUCUAUUGGAGCAUAUCGUCACGACGUUUCGCAUCUUGGACGAUGUUUGA
Molecule: messenger RNA, 684 nt
Organism: Ostreococcus tauri
Lineage: Eukaryota; Viridiplantae; Chlorophyta; Mamiellophyceae; Mamiellales; Bathycoccaceae
Product: Mog1/PsbP, alpha/beta/alpha sandwich
Exons: 1
Coding region: 1-684 (227 amino acids)
Biological process (GO): photosynthesis
Cellular component (GO): photosystem II oxygen evolving complex; extrinsic component of membrane; photosystem II
Molecular function (GO): calcium ion binding
Source: RefSeq, a predicted model, not a curated record